UUUUAGUCCAUGCGGAUGACGUCCGUGCAUCUGGAAGUCGAUGAUGACGACGAUAAAGAAAAGGACAAGUGGAAGGAGGUGUCUUUCCUAAUGUUCCUGCAGGGGACUCUGUUCACUCUCCUGCCUUAUGUGUAUAUAGAACCGAAAAUUAGGAAACGACAUAAAGUAUUAGUAAGGGAGUGUAUGUUCAGCCUAAUGAAGGCGGCCGUGUACCUGUAUGUAGUCAAUACAUCGUGGAUUUGGCUCAUGCGCUGCCUCGGCGGCGGGGUCCAUCAGAUGCUGGUUAGCUACACUCACCAGGUCGCAUAUUCCACGGUGUUUUUUAUCCACUCCGCCACUGUGGCCUUGUUCCACUACCAAAUGCAGAAGGGUUUGCUGCCCCUGCUAACAAACGAUACGCUGAAUGUCCAGGUGACAUUCCAGGAUCCUUUCCUGGCAUCGUCGGCGGAGGAUUUCUGGGGCCAUCGGUGGGGUUUGAUAACGCGCAAUGUCUUGGCUCUCACUGUGUGCGCGCCCGCUGUGAAGAAGACUGAAUCGCCGGUGGUCAGUGCCAUGGCUGCGUUCCUGAUUAGCGGUGCCAUGCAUGCGUACACCGUUGAGGUGGUCUUUGGCGUCCGGGCGCCGCAUGCUGUGCUAUUCUUCGUUCUGCACGGUGUGGCUGUGAGUUUGGAAAAGUAUUGGACACUGUCAGGUGGGCGACGUCCAAUCCGAAUCAUCAGCACGUUGCUAUGGUUACUGUUUGGCGUGCUAACGCUCCCAUUGUACUUCGGCACUCUUGCACGAGCGUCUCCCCAAUGGUUGCAGGCUUACCUGCCAGAUCUUGGCUUACUGAGCCUUUUGAAGAUUCCGGAAUUCCAAUGCUAUUAGUAAUGAUAAAAAUAAACUAUGAAAAUGCUUAGGGCUAG
This is a messenger RNA of Sphaeroforma arctica JP610, 905 nucleotides long. RefSeq lists its product as hypothetical. Gene Ontology annotation, biological process: lipid metabolic process. Bases 10 to 867 code for a protein of 285 amino acids. The transcript is spliced from 5 exons. NCBI's taxonomy places the organism in Eukaryota, Ichthyosporea, Ichthyophonida. The record is from RefSeq and is a predicted model, not a curated record.